ACGCCCCCUCGGAGAUGCGGAAGUUGUGGAAGUUGCUCGAGCUGUCAGCGGACUGAGUCUCUCCUGUGUCCUCUGGUUCUUCUCACACACACACAACAACAACACCGCCUCACGGGGAUGUCUCUGUCUUUCGAGGGAAGAGUUGUGCUUGUCACCGGAGCCGGAGGAGGCCUUGGCCGAGAAUAUGCACUGGCUUUUGCUGAAAGAGGUGCCUCUGUAGUAGUGAAUGACCUUGGGGCCGACACUAAAGGGGGUGGAAAGAGUUCUGCAGCCGCUGAUAAGGUGGUGGAGGAGAUAAGAGCGAAGGGAGGAAAUGCCGUGGCGAACUACGAUUCUGUAGAGGAUGGAGAAAAACUGAUCCAGACAGCGCUAGAUGCGUUUGGAAGACUAGAUGUUGUCGUAAACAAUGCUGGGAUCCUCCGUGACCGAUCAUUUGCCAGGACGAGUGAUUUGGACUGGGACCUGAUUCAAAGAGUUCACUUGAGAGGCUCCUUCCUGGUGACUCGAGCCGCCUGGAACCACAUGAAGAACCAAAAGUUUGGCAGAAUCAUCAUGACGGCUUCAGCCGCAGGCAUCUACGGUAACUUCGGCCAGGCCAACUACAGCGCGGCCAAGCUGGGCCUGCUGGGCCUGGCAAACACCUUGGCCAUCGAGGGAAGCAAGUACAACAUCCACUGCAACACUAUUGCCCCCGUUGCAGGGUCACGACUCACAGAGACCAUCAUGCCCCCAGACCUCGUGGCAUCUCUGAAGUCUGAGUAUGUGGCUCCCCUCGUCCUCUGGCUCUGUCAUGAUCAAUGUAAAGAGAAUGGAGGACUAUUUGAGGUUGGUGCAGGCUGGAUUGGUAAAUUGCGCUGGGAGCGUUCUCAGGGCCGCACUGUGAGACAGAAGGAUCAACCCAUAAAUGUCGAAGCUGUCAGGGACCAGUGGGACAAAAUCUGUGAUUUCACAGACGCCACCAAGCCUUCAUCUGUACAAGAGUCCCUAAGCUCGAUGGUGGCGGUGCUGUCUCAAGUCGAGUCGGAGGAAGGAGUCGAUGCAAAUCCAACAGCUGCUGUGGCCUCGACCUCUGGGAUCAAUCCUGCAAUGGCAGUGGGACAGAAAAUGGAGGCGACCACGUUCAGCUUCAACCACACUCAGUGUAUCCUCUACGCACUGGGGGUUGGCAUGUCGACCAAGGACCCAGACCAUCUUAGGUUCCUGUAUGAAGGCGAUCCUGACUUUAGCUGCCUGCCCACCUUCGGGGUCAUUCCCUCCCAGGCAGCCAUGAUGAAUCUGGCCUCAAUCCCUGGACUCAACAUAGAUUUCACACAGGUUCUGCAUGGAGAACAGUAUCUGGAGCUUUACAAACCUCUGCCAACAUCAGGUGAACUAACCUCUCAGGCGACGAUAGCAGACGUGAUGGACAAAGGCUCCGGAGCCCUCCUCCUCCUGGACGUGAACACCUACAGCGACGGGGAGCUGCUGUGCUUCAACCAGUUUUCAGUGUUCGUGGUCGGAGCCGGAGGCUUCGGAGGGAAGAGAAACUCCGACAAAGCUAAAGUUGCUGUGUCACCACCUCAGCGGGCACCAGAUGCUGUGGUGAUUGAUUCCACCACCAGAGACCAAGCCGCCUUGUACCGGCUGAGUGGCGACUUGAACCCUCUUCACAUCGAGCCCAGCUUUGCUGCCAUGGGAGGCUUCAAGGCUCCCAUCCUUCAUGGCUUGUGCUCAUUUGGCUUCGCUGCGAGACACGUCCUCAAGCACUUUGCCGACAAUGACCCGUCCAGAUUCAAGGCUAUCAAGGUUCGCUUUGUGAAGCCGGUGCUGCCGGGUCAGUCUCUGCAGACCGAGAUGUGGAAGGAAGGCAACAGGAUUCACAUCCAGUGCAAAGUGAAGGAGACUGACGCUGUCGUGUUGUCAGGAGCUUACGUGGAUUUACACCCUGCGUCAGAGGCGUCUCCAGAAAGUCUCAGUCAAGGAGCAGGACUUCAGAGCGAGCUGGUGUUUGCAGAGAUCGGACGUCGUGUGAAGGACCUCGGCUCCGAGCUGGUGAAGAAGGUGAACGCUGUGUUCGGCUGGGAGAUCACUAAAGACGGAAAGACCACCGCACAGUGGACCAUCGAUCUGAAGAACGGCAGCGGCUGCGUGCACGAGGGUCCGUUCAGCGGGAAGACGGACGUGACCAUCACCGUGUCCGACGAGGACUUCAUGGAGGUGGUGCAGGGGAAGCUCAACCCUCAGAAGGCGUUCUUCUCUGGCAGGCUGAAGGUGAGAGGGAACAUCAUGCUGAGUCAGAAGCUGGAGGUCAUCCUGAAGGACCACGCCAAGCUGUGAGCCGGACCAGCGCUCCCCUCCGUCUGCUUCUCCGGUCCGGGGUGAACUUCCAGGAUUUGACCCAGUUUGAUUCCUCCUCACUAAAAUCAACAAACUGACAGGAAAUGUGAUUGACAAUAGCUCCGUAUCACUGUUAAUGUCUCUGUUGGUCAGAAUAGGAUUUAUUCUUGUAUUAAUAUGAACCUUCUGCUUCAGUGAGGAACCAGGAUCUUGCCGUUUCAUAAGUUAAAUGUUCUGAGUGAAGUGAUAACGAUUAAAAUCUAAACUAAUCAUAAUUCAACACAGGGAUAUUUCAUGACUAAUUCAUCUUUGUCCCUUAAACACUUUCAUGUAACUGAUACUGUAACAACUGAAAGUUUGAAAUGUAAAAUAAUAUGUAUAAUAAUUUUCACUUGUCAGAUGAUUUCAAUGCACCUGUAAUAUUGCUCUUUUUGAAAAUAAACUAAUUCAGAACUGA
Molecule: messenger RNA, 2773 nt
Organism: Pleuronectes platessa (European plaice)
Lineage: Eukaryota; Metazoa; Chordata; Actinopteri; Pleuronectiformes; Pleuronectidae
Product: peroxisomal multifunctional enzyme type 2-like
Molecular function (GO): oxidoreductase activity
Source: RefSeq, a predicted model, not a curated record